CAACAUCCGGGUGUGACCCAAUCCAUUUGUGUUUGUGAUGGUGGAAUUUUUUCAGUCCGAUUGCAUAUUAUUUAAUUUUUUACGCAAACUUGCCAUUAAUUCCCACGAUUUUGAUUGAAUAAAGGGGAAAAGAACUUCAAGAAAUUGUUCUCGUGGAAGGGAGAACGAAAGGGGAUAGCUAGCUACGCUUAUUGUGCUGAUGUUAGUGAGACGCCUCCAGUCAAAUCACAAUGAGUAACAACAGCAAUCCUUUGCGUCCACUGGCCUCUGUGUCAGAGAUUGACCACAUCCACCUGCUAUCAGAGCAGCUGGGCGCCUUGGUUCCAGGUGAAGAGUACAGUGAUGUCACCUUCAUUGUGGAGGAGAAACGCUUCCCGGCCCAUAGGGUCAUUUUGGCAGCACGAUGUCACUACUUCAGAGCUCUGCUGUAUGGAGGGAUGAAGGAGUCCCAGCCGCAGGCGGAGGUGACACUGGAGGAGACCCGAGCCGAGGCUUUCUCCAUGCUCCUCCACUACCUUUACACGGGCCGGGCUAGCCUCAGCUCAGCCCGCGAGGAGGUGCUGCUGGACUUCCUGGGUCUGGCCCACCGCUACGGCCUCCAACCACUAGAGGACUCCACCUCUGAGUUCCUGCGCACCAUCCUGCACACGCACAACGUGUGUUUGGUGUUUGACGUGGCCAGCCUGUACUCUCUGGGUGCGCUCAGUGAAGCAUGCUGGGCCUACAUGGACCGGCAUGCCCCGGAGGUCCUGGCCUCGGACGGCUUCCUCACGUUGUCCAAGACUGCUCUGCUGACUGUGGUACGGAGGGACUCGUUUGCAGCGAGCGAGAAGGAGAUCUUCCAGGCGCUGUGUCGCUGGUGCCGGCAGACCGGGGAGGGUGGCGCCACGCAGGAAGUGAUGUCGGCCGUGCGGCUGCCGCUCAUGAGUCUGAUGGAGAUGCUAAACGUGGUGCGUCCCUCGGGACUUCUCAGCCCAGACGACCUGCUGGACGCCAUCAAGACGCGCUCAGAGAGCCGCGACAUGGACCUCAACUACCGCGGCAUCCUCAGUCUUAUUCUUACUAUAUUGAAGUGUCCAUGGAUGAGCUGGAUUGGAUGCGUGUUGUAGACCAUUCCAAGUAUCUGUGUCGCUCUUGGCAGAACCUCUUCUUUACACCACGUGUAGCCAGGUACGUGCGCAUUGUAGGGACGCAUAACUCUGUCAACAAGGUCUUCCAUCUAGUGAGUUUGGAGUGUAUGUUCACACACCGCUCAUUCACUCUGGAAAAAGGUCUUCUCGUCCCCAAUGAGAACAUGGCUACCAUCGCGGCCUGUUCCAGUGUCAUCGAGGGGGUGAGUCGGAGCAGAAACGCCCUGCUCAACGGCGACACCCGCAACUACGACUGGGACUCUGGCUACACCUGUCACCAGCUGGGCUCUGGGGCCAUCGUCAUCCAACUGGCUCAGCCUUACUCUAUAGGCUCCUUAAGACUACUACUGUGGGACUGUGAUGAGCGAUCCUACAGUUACUACAUUGAGGUCUCCACCAAUCAGCAGGAGUGGACAAAGGUGGUGGACCGCACCAAGGUGCCAUGUCGGUCGUGGCAGACGCUCAAAUUCGACAAGCAGCCUGCCUCUUUUAUCCGCAUCGUAGGAACUCACAACUCCGCAAACGAGGUGUUCCAUUGUGUCCACUUUGAGUGUCCGGCCCAGUCUGACGCAGAGGUGAAAGAGGGUAGUCCUGGGCAGGAGUCCAGUUCCACGUCCCAGAACCCCAGACCUGUUCGGCCCUCCCGUACCCACAGCCUGCUCCCCUCCCUGCCCUCCUCAUCCUCCACCUCCUCACAACCCCACCUCUGAGAGAAAAGGAGAAACCCUCAAGGCCACCAUUUUGCACAACCUUUAUCUAUUACACAGGAUGCACUGCUAAAAUGCUGCUAAGCAUACUAUCCAUUUUGAUAAAAGAUUGGCUUCUAUUGUAAUGAUGAACAUGUUUUUAGGGCGCUCAUACAGUCCUCCCUGUCUGAAAUGAUAGGCAAUGUUGGGAAAAAAAGGCUAUGGAGUAAAUUUGUCCAUGCAUUUUCCAUGAAGAUAUUGGCAAAAAUUUGUAGCCAGUUUAAGGGUACUCAAUUAGAACUUUUCAAAGCCUAUGGUCCAGGUGCUAUCCAGACAGUGGAGGUUGAAGCAGUACUGCUUGUCCAAAGAUUAACCAAUGCAAUACAGCAGUGAUGUUGGCAAUAAUAUCACCUUAAUGUUUUUCUUCUCAUUUAAAAAAAAUGAACAAUCACAAUUGGAACAAGUUUUUACUUCUAUGUCCAAAAAUUAUAUUUUGACAUUUGUCAUAAUUUCUAUGCUUUUUAAGUAGUUUAUUUGCACUUGUUGGUUAACUAGAAUGAUCAUGUUCACCUAUUGUUUUUAUUUGCUGAAUUCAUUCGCUUCACCCCCCCUUGGGCUAAAAGACUAUUACUGUCUUGGCUUACAGUAGUAUGGCUGAGCAGCACUUCAAUGUCUUGCUUCAAAUUGUUUGGUAUAUUCCUAAGCGAUAUUUAUGGUUUCUUUGCAGAGUCUAACUAUAUUUGUCACUUUAUUGUUCCCCAUAUUUACUGUAAGAAAGUUGUCUAGGGCUUCUAACACAGGAAAACUGUACAGUGCUGGUAAUAGCUAUUUCCAUGAAUGGAUUUGUUUUUGUCAUUUUAUUAUCCUGACCUUUUGAGGAACAUUUCAAUUGCUGCUUGUGUUUACCUCUCACUUGUCUAUGAUUUUGUUUGUGUGGUUUUAUUUUGGCUCAACGAUUUAUCAAUGCUAUGCUUCCUAUCCUCCCUCACCUUUAGUUUCUUUAGUUUCCUGGCUCUUAAUAUGGCUCUUUCCUCUUUUCUUGUAUCUCCUUUGCUAUUUUGGUAGCUUUUGUGUAGAUUUGACCAAUCUUUUUGAUAUUUUCACAUUGCUGCUAUUGCACGAGGGAUGAACAUUGACUUAAAGUAAAUUACUGUUAGUAGAAAGCAGAUUACCUUUCUCAUAUCUAUAUUUUCCAUUCUCGUUCCUGAAUAGUUUUGAUUGCAUUUUGUUGUAUUUUCUUAGUAUAAUAACGUCAUUACUGUCAAUGUACUAUAUCAUCAUUGCUGGCGGUUGCUUGUGUGUUAUUCUAUAUCACUGCCAUAACCAUACAGUGGUAUUUCUUUUCAAAAGAGGUCUCUUUUGUAGAUGUUGAUAGAGAUUCAGCAGAAAUGCCUCAAUGUUUCACUGUUCAAAUAAUGGUGAUUGAUUUGUAAAGUCAAAGUUUGCACUACUCUAGUGGGCACCAAGAAAGUUUUUUUUCAAAUACUGCGUAUGGCAAAUGUUAGUGGCCCAAAUGUAUGGAAACGGCAUUAUGUCCUAUGACUUAUUUUGCAGUAAUUCGCUUUAGCAACCCUCAAACUUGAAAGACCAAAUGUUUUUAACAUUGCUGAUUAAUACAGGUGUUGAAUGCAGCCUUGGACAUCCAUCCUCAUGACACCCUACCAGCUGGCAAUCAAGCUUUUAAACAAUGCUGUAUUAAACUUGUCAUCUUGACUCAUGUA
Molecule: messenger RNA, 3537 nt
Organism: Salvelinus sp. IW2-2015
Lineage: Eukaryota; Metazoa; Chordata; Actinopteri; Salmoniformes; Salmonidae
Source: RefSeq, a predicted model, not a curated record